GAGACACACACACUGAGCUGACUGCUGCUUCGGCCUGGAGUUUCUCUGCUGGACUCCUGGAGGAUUUCCCAUCAUGAGCAGUAAGAUGAAGCACCUGGGCUCCCUGGUGAGGACGGCCGCUCUGGUCAGCAAGCACAUCGAGCACUUCUCCAGGUUCUCCCCCUCUCCUCUGUCCAUGAAGCAGUUCCUGGACUUCGGCUCCACCAGCGCCUGCGAGCGCACCUCCUUCGUCUUCCUCCGGCAGGAGCUGCCGGUCCGCCUGUCCAACAUCAUGAAGGAGAUCAGCCUGCUGCCGGACCGCCUGCUGGCCACGCCCUCCGUCCAGCUGGUGGAGACCUGGUACAUCCAGAGUCUGACGGAAAUCCUGGACUUCCUGGACAAGAACCCCGACGACCACCGAGUCCUGGAGACGUUCGUGGAGGUGCUGGAGGGCGUGAGGAACCGGCACAACGAGGUGGUUCCCACCAUGGCUCAGGGCGUCAUCGAGUACAAGGACGCCUUCGGCCGGCAGGACGCCGUCACCGACCACAACAUCCAGUACUUCAUGGACCGCUUCUACACCAGCCGCAUCUCCAUCCGCAUGCUCAUCAACCAGCACAGUCUGGUCUUCAACGGGAACUCGAACCCCGCCCACCCCUACACCAUCGGCUGCAUCGACUCCAAGUGCGACGUGACGGAGGUGGUGCGAGACGCCUAUGAGAGCGCCAAGCUGCUGUGUGAGCAGUACUACCUGGGAGCUCCCGAGCUGGAGCUGACGCAGAUGAACGCCAACAGCCUGAGAGAGCCCAUCCAGAUCUCCUACGUCCCGUCGCACCUCUACCACAUGCUGUUCGAGCUCUUCAAGAACGCCAUGAGAGCGACCAUCGAGACCCACGAGGCCAGCAGGACCCUGCCCCCGAUCCGGGUCCUGGUGGCCCUGGCUGAGGAGGACCUGUCCAUCAAGAUGAGUGACCGAGGCGGCGGCGUUCCCUUCAGGAAGAUGGAGCGUGUGUUCAGCUACAUGUACUCCACCGCGCCCCGGCCCUCCAUGGAGCACACACACCGAGCCCCACUGGCGGGCUUCGGCUACGGUCUGCCCAUCUCUCGCCUCUACGCCCGCUACUUCCAGGGAGACUUGCAGCUGUACUCCAUGGAGGGCUUUGGGACGGACGCCGUCAUCCACCUGAAGGCCCUGUCCACCGACUCCGUGGAGCGGCUGCCGGUCUUCAACAAGACGGCUCUGCGGCACUACAAGCUGAGUCUGGAGGCGGACGACUGGUGCGUCCCGUCCAGCGAGCCGCUGGAUCUGGCCGUCCAGCGCUCGGCCAAGUGAAGCCGAGCCGCUCCCGCCCGGCGGCGCCGCCGGCGGCGCCGAGCCCGGGACCAGACAUGGCGUUCCAGGAGGGGUGGAGGAAACGCUGCUCCGAACGGCUGGAGGACGGAACAAAUCCCAAAGAGUGUCUCUGAAGGCUCGCUGAUCCAGAGGGGAGGACCAGAACGGCACAGCAGCUCCAGAAGCCACUGCAGGAGGUUCUCCUGACUCCUCACUGAGACCAGCCCCUCCGGUCCCAGCCGAGCCUCGGAUCAAGAGGAAGGAACAAAACCUUCAUGCCGCACAAAGAUGACUUUACUUCACCUACAGUUAAGCUAAACAUGAGAGAAGUGAGGAAGGCACCAAGCUGUGAUUCCUGAUGGGCUGCAGUGAACUCGUCUGCAGAAGUCCUCCACCAGGGUACACAGAACUACGUUGUAGUAGUGUCAGACUCCAGUGCUGCAGGAAGGAACUCAGACGGCUGAAGAGUCCUGACGGGCCUGAUGCUGCAGGAAGAGGCCCAGUUUGACCCGGACGCUCUUCACUGGAGGCUCGAAGACGUGGGUCCACCGUCCAGACCUGCUGUCCAGUCUCUGAGCAGCAGAGUUUAACCAGGAGACUGCAGAUCAGAGAAGGUUCCAGAAAACCUUCAGACACAGCUCAGCUGUGACUAAAACUCCAAACAGACCUGCAGGCGUCCAGAGCUCUGGAUCGCCAUCUGAACGUCAGCUGCAGAAGACUGAGUGUAUGCACCGGCUGUGUGAGCCGGACUUCGUGUUACUGCCCGUACUGUUUGAUUCUGAUGGAUUUUGAAGUGUUCAUGUCAAAUUUUUAUAUUUUUUUAUUAAGAUACAUUAUGAAAAUUAAAUAAUCUCUGAAGAUACUCG
This is a messenger RNA of Salarias fasciatus (jewelled blenny), 2178 nucleotides long. Its product is annotated as pyruvate dehydrogenase (acetyl-transferring) kinase isozyme 2, mitochondrial-like. Lineage: Eukaryota; Metazoa; Chordata; Actinopteri; Blenniiformes; Blenniidae. Gene Ontology annotation, biological process: regulation of glucose metabolic process; protein phosphorylation. The record is from RefSeq and is a predicted model, not a curated record. Gene Ontology annotation, molecular function: pyruvate dehydrogenase (acetyl-transferring) kinase activity. Bases 74 to 1312 code for a protein of 412 amino acids. Gene Ontology annotation, cellular component: mitochondrion. The transcript is spliced from 11 exons.